UCUGUUCGAAGAAGACGCGGGAGGGCGGCCGAAAAUGGCGGCAGCCUUGGCAGGAGCCUGCUAGCUGGAGCCCCUGUCAGGGCCAGAUGUGUCUAGGCUACCUACAUAGAAAGCAGACAGCUUGCACCUCCUUCUAUCAGGAGAGCUCCGCCCAGUGUUUGCCUCCUCUGAGGCUAGCCUGUGCCUUCGACUUCCUUCUUGUCUUCGUACCGUAAGUGAUGCACACAGAGGAGUGAAAGUUUGGGGCAUUUGUUGAGUUGUCGAGUCCAUGGCCUCGUCGAACGGGCCGGUGGCCGCUCGCAGGCGGUCUACGGAGGUUUUCGACCCCACUGCAUAUGCUACUCGGCGCAAGGAAAAAGUCGAGGCCGCCGCGGCGCUGCGGGAACAGAGGAAGAAAGAGCAGGAGAAACGGGAGAGCGACAGGGGAGCAGUGCCCAUUCCCACCAAGCACCCGCCUGUGGACUACAGCUUCGCUCCUGAGACCCCCAGGCAGUCUGUCGAGGCUUCAGCUGAAAAUUUGACCACAGUUACCCCGUCAACUACUGAAGGCCCAAACUACCUGAAGCCGUUGAUGCGUCGCAGCCUCACUGCGCCUGCCACCCCCCCAAAGGAGGUCACGGAAGAACCCCCAAAGGUCGUUGAGGCGAAGCCCUCCCCAAAUAGCUCGUCGUUCGCUCAGGCCCUCCCCCCAUUCCGCAGCCCCUCCCUUAGAAAACUCAAGAAGCGCCCCUCGUUGUCCUCGCCCCCCCACAAGGUGACAGACUCGGAGGAGACACCACCCCCCUUGGAGCAAGAAACGGAGGCUACCACAGUGCUUACCCCUGAGGACGACACGGAGAACCAGGCUCCAGCCCCGGCACGGCUAGCCAUUGUGGAGAAGAAACCCUCUCCAGCCAAAACGGCGCUGUCGCUGCUCAAGGCAAAGCUGCGCCUCUCCAAGCCCAAGCCUGCCGUUGCCGCCCCUUACCAGGAAAGCCCGCCCCCGGUUGCUGUGCAGCCACCCCCCCAGCGGGCGGCUCUUUCCCCCACCCAGGGCCAGAACCAGGGUUUGGGCGCAAGGGCCCAACCGAGACCGGCAGUGUCACCUAGUUGGGCGGCGGGAGAUCGAGACGAAGAUCAGGGAGAAGUGUCAAGAGCGGACGGGGGAAGCGGGCGGCUGAGCCUGGGGAGCAAGCUGGCGCGCGCUCUGGCCCCCCGCAAAAAGAAAGACGGCGGAGCUGCUGCCAAUGGGGGAAGCCCCAGUGAGGGGGAGCGCUCAACUCGAGGGGGCCACGACGUGCAGCCACCUCCUGAGUGGCAAGCGCCAGAGAACGAGCUGCCGGAUGAGGGGGACGUGAGCACCCGGCCGUGCCCCGACUGCAAGCGCAACUUCUCAGAGGCGGCCCUUGCAAAGCACGCCAAGAUCUGCAGAAAGGUGUUUGGUCAGAAGCGCAAAGCGUUCAACGUGGCAGCGCACCGUUUGGAGGGCACCGAUGCAGCCAAGUUCGUGCAGCAGCAGGGGCCCGGGCGGGGGGCCAAGGGCGGUGCGAGCAGCAGCCACGGGCGCGCGGAUGCGAGCUGGGCGCAGGGGACGCGGAAUGCGGAGUCGCGGCCCCUGACCAAAGUGCCGGCGUGGAAGCAGCAGAGCCAGCAACUGCAGGCCGCCAUCCAGGCGUCACGACAGUAUUCACAGGCGAAAGCUAAGGGGGUCGAUCUUGCGAGCUUGCCCCCACCGCCACCCUCAGAGAAUCUUGACUAUGUACCAUGCCCCCACUGUAGCCGGAGGUUCGCCCCUCAGGUGGCGGAACGCCACAUACCCAAAUGCAAAGAUACCAUCAACCGACCCAAGCCCGUUUCGAGAAAGACUGCGCAAGGAGGGGUGCAGAAGAGGAAGGGAAAGUAGACACGUAUGCUAGUAAGUUAUACUGCCAAGUUUGCUGACGGGAUGCAUACUGAUCCAUCGACGGGAUAAUCACGGAACGCAUAUGGUUCUUCAUGACACUAGACGCUGCUACCGUUCAGUAGUUUAGAGUAGCAACUCUCACAAGAAGUGAACUGGUUUGUCGAGCACAGUUUUUGCUAGAGCCGCCUUUGGUGGGACGUCCGAUCAGCAAAGAGCUCAUCUAAGCGAGGUACAUAAAGUAUAGGUGCUAGCAUACUUGGAACUCAUCGAACUGCACAGCUUUUGGAUUCAUGGGCCAUCGUAUAUGCUUGUUGCUGUUCCCAUAGCGUUUGACUUGGUUUGCUCAAAAGUGGCAAGUGAGGCGGGCAGCGUACAAUCUCAAGAGUUGCUCUUGAAGUCGUGCGGAUUGACCAUCAGUGGAGGACAUGGUAUAUAUGCCGCAUCCGACAGUGGCCCGAACAGGCCCGUCGUUACAUCUAGCAACAAUUGAAGAAGGUGACCGCACCUAGUUAAUAAGCACGUACAACAUAUGGCAGUU
Messenger RNA from Klebsormidium nitens, 2420 nucleotides. The record is from the annotation of a GenBank genome assembly. NCBI's taxonomy places the organism in Eukaryota, Viridiplantae, Streptophyta, Klebsormidiophyceae, Klebsormidiales, Klebsormidiaceae.